AUGCUUUACGAAGUCACACACACAUCUUGUUAUCUGUGAAAUAAUACAUUUGUGGUAGCAGAAAAAUGUCUGUGCAUUACAAGCUAGAGGCUUAUGUGCCAAUCAACGCCCCUGCCGACAAAUACUACAACGUCUGCAAAAACCGGCCACACCACCUUCCCAACAUAUCGACGGAACGGCUUCAGAAUUGCCAAUUGCAUGGGGGAGGUAGUUGGGAUACUCAUGGCCAUGGUUCUAUUAAGACCUGGACCUAUACCAUAGGUGGCAAAGCGAAUCAGAGCUUCAAAGAAAGAGUUGAGUUCGAUGAUGCAACUAAAACUAUCACUCUGAUUGGGCUGGAAGGGGAUGUCUUCAAGGAAUUCAAACUCUACAAUGUCAUCUUUCAGCCAAUUCCAAAGGAUAGCAGCAGCUGUGUGGUGAAAAAUGUUAUUGAAUAUGAGAAACUGAGAGAUGAUGGUCCAGAUGCACAUAGAUAUCUGGAUUUCAUCGUUGGUAUUACUAAAGAUGUUGAAGCUCAUCUUGUGAAGGCAUGAAAUUAAGAAAAAGUAAUAGGUAAUUUCUAUCUGAAAAAUAAAUAAAUGCCUAUUACCUUAAUGUGUGUGUAAGGUGUGCUUAUGUGCUUUGGUUAUGUAUUAUUGUGAGCCUGCAUGUGUGAGAGAGCUUGUAAUAACGGGCAAGGCCCCGUAAUUAAUGAAUAAGCCAUUUCAUA
Molecule: messenger RNA, 709 nt
Organism: Rubroshorea leprosula
Lineage: Eukaryota; Viridiplantae; Streptophyta; Magnoliopsida; Malvales; Dipterocarpaceae
Source: the annotation of a GenBank genome assembly